Messenger RNA from Acanthisitta chloris (rifleman), 1933 nucleotides. It is a transcript of the gene TMTC3, whose product is annotated as transmembrane and tetratricopeptide repeat containing 3. Gene Ontology annotation, molecular function: protein binding; mannosyltransferase activity. Gene Ontology annotation, biological process: protein O-linked glycosylation via mannose. The record is from RefSeq and is a predicted model, not a curated record. Lineage: Eukaryota; Metazoa; Chordata; Aves; Passeriformes; Acanthisittidae. The transcript has 12 exons. The annotation marks the transcript as partial. Gene Ontology annotation, cellular component: endoplasmic reticulum.
AUGGCUGAUGUAAGCCUGAAGGAAGCAGCACUAAUAGUUGGUGUGGUGGCAGCCUGCUACUGGAACAGUCUCUUUUGUGGCUUUGUUUUCGAUGAUGUUUCAGCAAUUUUGGACAAUAAAGAUUUGCAUCCGUCUACUCCGUUAAAAAAUCUGUUUCAGAAUGACUUUUGGGGCACUCCAAUGUCUGAGGAGAGGAGUCAUAAAUCUUACCGUCCCCUUACAGUUCUUACAUUUCGCUUUAACUACUUGUUCAGCGAGUUAAAUGCAGUUUCUUACCACUUCCUAAAUCUGGUCUUUCAUGUGGCGGCUUGUAUAGUCUUCCUCAAGGUCUGUAAGCUCUUUCUGGACAACAGGAGCAGCCUGGUUGCAUCCUUGCUCUUUGCAGUGCACCCAAUACAUACUGAAGCGGUAACUGGAGUUGUGGGCAGAGCAGAGCUUUUAUCAUCUAUUUUUUUUCUAGCUGCCUUUUUGUCAUAUACAAAAUCUAAAGGGCCAGAUAAUACUAUAGUGUGGACUCCAAUUGCAGUGACUGUGUUUCUAGUAGCUGUUGCAACACUGUGUAAAGAACAAGGAAUAACAGUGGUGGGGAUAUGCUGUGUGUAUGAAGUAUUUAUUGCUCAAGGGUACACCUUGCCAACAUUGUUGGACACAGCUGUACAGAUUGUUCGAGGGAAGGACGAUGUUCCUUUCUCUGUGCUUCAGACACUGUUGAAGCUCAUAGUCCUAAUGUUCAGUACACUGCUGCUUGUAGUUUUCAGAGUCCAGGUUAUCCAGUCUCAACUUCCAGUGUUUACAAGGUUCGAUAACCCAGCUGCUGUUAGCCCAUCCCCAGCAAGACAGCUGACAUUCAACUACCUCCUCCCUGUAAAUGCUUGGCUUCUUCUCAACCCCUCAGAUUUAUGCUGUGACUGGACAAUGGGCACUAUUCCUCUCGUGGAGUCUUUGUUAGAUGUUAGAAAUGUUGCCACCCUUACCUUCUUUUGCUUUCUGGGAUCUUUGAUUGUCUUCAGUCUCCGAUACCCUGGGGAUUCCUCCAAGACAGUGCUGAUGGCACUCUGCUUAAUAGUGCUACCAUUCAUUCCUGCAUCAAACCUGUUUUUUCCUGUGGGAUUCGUAGUAGCAGAACGAGUGUUGUAUGUUCCUAGCAUGGGAUUCUGCAUUUUAGUAGCACAUGGAUGGAAGAAAUUAACAAGUAAAAGUGUGCUAAGAAAAAUUUCUUGGAUUUGUUUGGCUGCAGUACUAUUUACUCAUGCCUUAAAAACACUGCACAGAAACUGGGAUUGGGAGUCGGAGUACACGUUGUUUAUGUCAGCUUUAAAGGUAAAUAGGAACAAUGCAAAACUGUGGAACAAUGUGGGGCAUGCAUUAGAGAAUGAAAAGAAUUUUGAAAGAGCUCUGCAGUUUUUCAUACGAGCCACUCAAGUGCAACCAGAUGAUAUUGGUGCCCACAUGAAUGUAGGAAGAACUUACAAAAACUUAAACAAAACUAAAGAAGCUGAAGAAUCAUACCUGAUUGCUAAAUCAUUGAUGCCACAGAUUAUUCCAGGUAAAAAGUACGCAGCAAGAGUUGCUCCUAACCAUCUGAAUGUUUAUAUCAAUCUCGCAAACUUGAUUCGAGCAAACGAGUCUCGCCUUGAAGAAGCAGAUCAAUUGUAUCGACAGGCAAUUAGUAUGAGGCCGGAUUUCAAGCAAGCUUACAUCAGCAGGGGAGAAUUGCUUUUAAAAAUGAACAAACCUCUGAAAGCUAAGGAGGCUUACCUUAGAGCUCUAGAACUAGACGAAACCAAUGCAGACCUGUGGUACAACUUGGCAAUUGUUUACAUUGAUCUGAAAGAUCCAACAGAGGCCUUGAAGAAUUUCAACCGAGCACUGGAACUCAACCCAACACAUAAACAGUCAUUAUUCAACUCGGCACUGCUAAUGCAGGAAUCAG